Molecule: messenger RNA, 2587 nt
Organism: Panonychus citri (citrus red mite)
Lineage: Eukaryota; Metazoa; Arthropoda; Arachnida; Trombidiformes; Tetranychidae
Gene: OtopLa
Product: proton channel OtopLc-like
Exons: 9
Coding region: 466-2490 (674 amino acids)
Biological process (GO): proton transmembrane transport
Cellular component (GO): membrane
Molecular function (GO): proton channel activity
Source: RefSeq, a predicted model, not a curated record
AUUAUUCAGAACCGGAAGAUAAACUUUUCACAUUUAUUUCCGAUUCAGAUGUUUAUUUAUUUUAUUCACUAUCAAUUGUGAUAUAAUCAUCAUUGUCAAUCUAAUCAUCUUAAUUGUCAACAUUACAAGAUCCAAAUUGUUAAGUUUAUUUAAUUAUUAGAAGUUUUUAAUUGUUGUCAUCAAGUAUCACCAAAAUAAUCAACAUCCUAAUAACCCACAAUUAUAAUUGAAGCAACUCGGAACAACAAUCAACAUCAUAACUAAAUUGAUUCUUGAAAAACCUAAUUUAUGUUUGAAUGAUUAAAAUGAACGUGACUAUUUGUUUACAAUUAACCUUGAUAGUUUAAACUCAUCAUAACAAUCAAGUUAAUCACAAAGUAAUCAUCACAAUAAUAAUUUACCUUCAAAACAAAAAGCCAUCACAAUUUAGUUACUAAUUGUUAGUAUUUCUGUUUAACCCCGAUCAUGGCUGAUUUAAUCGGUAAAUAUCAGGCCAAAAUGCGCCAAUUAGCAUCUUCAUUAAACGGCGGAAAUGGCUCAGUUAAACGAUCGAUCCCUGAGGCCAUUUUAGCAGCUACAUCUCCGAAAACUGAUUCAAAUCGACGAAGCUCAUCAAUUGUUUCGUUAAUCAGUACAGUCAGUAGCAGUUACAGUAAUAAUAACAACUCUUCAAAUAGUCAUCAAAACAAUAAUGUACCUUUCGCAUGUAAACCAUUACGAUUGUGUCAAACACGACACUCGAUUCCAUCACUCGACUCCAUUGAAAAAGCUCAGUUUCAUGGUAGAUCACCUUCAUCAUCAAUAACAAAUUUAUCUUCUCCAAGAUCAUCUUUCUCAUCUUCAUCAUCAUGUUGUGAACAUCGAUGGCAACCUAAGAAUCCAAAGACUGCGGCUUUCAUCGUGGCCAGUUCAAUCUAUGGUCAGCUCUUGGUGGUUACCUGUCUGACCUUUUUCACUGCCGAAAUCAGGAUACCAAAUAUACCUUUAUAUUAUUUCGAGGGCUUUUACCUUUACCUGUAUGCAGUUAGUCUUCUGUUUCUUCUUUAUGUGUACGUUUAUCUGCUUCAUGAUUUACCGAAAAGUGACCAAAAUCGUAAUAAAGAAUUAAAUGGCAAAAAGAAAGAUAAAAUUAGUGAAACUGAAAGAUCACAUGGAUCAAUAUUCUUGCGAAUCGGAGCCGUCGGAUUUGGAUUAGGAACUAUGAUCUACAAUGGACUCGAAUUUGGUUCUUAUUUUGAGAUUCCAUAUACUUCCCCAUGCUAUUCAAUACUUUUGGGAGUUAAUCCGGUUCUUCAAGCAACAUUUACAUUUGCCCAAAUGUAUUUCAUUUUCACCUAUUCUCGGCUCAUGAUUAAUAAAUUUAAAUUAAUCGCUCGAAUUGGAUUAAUGCAUCUUGUUGGUACCAAUAUCUGCGUUUGGAUCAGAACUUUGGGAAAGGAAACACUUCAGGAAUUGAAAGCUACCACAUCUCAUUCAUUUCUGGAAGAGUUAAUCUUACCUUUACGAACCGAACUGAGACCUUUCAAUCGUACCAAUGCUACCAUGCAUUUCAAUGAAAUGAACACUUCGAAUCCAUGUCAGAAAGAGCAGAUUAUGGGAAGUAUUCUGGCUGAUACUUCACCCUAUUUGUAUCCAUUCAUUGUUGAGUAUUCAUUGAUUGGAGCUGCCUUUUUGUACGUAAUGUGGUCAAACAUUGGACGUAACUCGAAAACUUUAUCUGACCAUUGUCCAUCUCUUCCUUCAUCACCUGGAACUGGAGUUAAUAUCGAUAGUUUAUCAACCUCAAGUCGAGAAUCAUCUGCUUUAGUUUCCCAUUCACUUUAUUCUUGCCUAGGAUCAAGUAAAGGUUUAUUCUGUGGAUUCUUAUUCUUGGUUGUUUCGAUAACCUCAUUGAUUAUUUUCUUUGUCCUUGUUCAUCAUCCAACUUACAAUCUCUUGGCGACAUUGAUUAGUGACAUUUCUCACUCGACUCUAUUGAUACUCAGCUCACUGGCGAUCAUUUUGGCCUAUUUUAAGAUUCGAAAACUUCGAUUCCAACCAGGAGUUCAUGAAACUGCUGACGGAGGCUUACGUGACCUACUCCUUCGUAUCGCCGCCUUUGGCUUGUAUGUUUACUCGUUGUUUGGAGUAAUCGCUGGAGCGAUGGAUUUAUCGUCUAUGCAACAUUUUGCUGUUCUGAUUACAUCAACAUUGACCAUUAUCCAAGUAACACUCCAAUCGCUAUUCAUUUCAGAUGUUGUUUGCCGCAAGCGAACGAGUCUUAAACAGCCCGGAAGACAAUUGAUCACUUUCUUGCUAAUCGCUAAUCUCACUUUAUGGGUCAUUUACACUUUCGAAAUGCAAAAGGUUGAAGCUUCUCCCGUUCAACUACGAAUCUAUGGCUUCUCAACUUGGGCAUUGAUCGUUCGUAUCACUUUACCAUUAUCGAUUUUCUAUCGAUUCCAUUCUGCCAUUACAUUCGCUGAAGUUUGGAAAAACUCAUACAAAUGAUCUCAUCAUCGCUCAUCAACUAAUAAUAUUCGUAUUUAAUCAAACUGAUUAGAACUCUUUUUUUCUACAUAAAAUCGACUCAUUUUUUCACAUCUCA